GGAACUCAAAACAACUGUCAACCAACACCAAGGUCAGAAUUUUCAAUACAAAUGUCGAGACAGUUCUACUGUAUGGGGCGGAAACCUGGAGUAAUACGAAAGCCAUCAUCCAGAAAAUACAGGUGUUAAUUAACAGUUGUGUACGCAAAAUACUUCGGAUCCGUUGGCAAGACACUAUUAGCAACAACCUACUGUGGGAGAGAACAAGUCAAGUUUCAUUGCAGGAAGAAGCACUGGAAGUGGAUAGGAUACACAUUGAGGAAAGCACCCAACUGAGUCACAAGACAAGCCCUCAUUCGCAAUCCACAUGGCCAUUGGGGGAGAGGAAGACCAAAGAACACAUUACGUCGAGAAAUGGGGACAGAUAUGAGAAGAAUGAACAACAGUUGGAUAGAAGUAGAAAGGAAGGCCCAGGACAGAGUGGGUUGGAGAAUGCUGGGAGUAACAGGUGUAAGUAAGUGGACUGCUUCCGUCAAAAAUGAUGAUAGUAAUGAUGUGGAAACGUCUGAAUUUAGUGAAGUUACAAAUAUUUUAGAAUACGAAGGAAAAGAAGAUGAAGUAGAUGAACAAGAUAAAGUUACAGAAAAAAUAGAUUUUAAUUCAAUAGAAUUAUACAAUUCUUCGGCUGACGAAGAAACUCAAUUAGAACCAAUAAACCAAAAUCAGGUUGACAUUCCAACAAACGACUCGAACGAUAAUGAAGAAAUAAUUACUGCUCUACACAUCAAAUCAAGUAACUUUGAAAAUGAAAAUGAAAUCGUUAUUACAGAAAGUAGUGAAUCACAACCAUUACUGAAUACGAUAACUGAAGAAACCUUAUCUUUGGUUACAACGGAUAAUAAUCUAGAUGUUUUAAGUCCAAAUACUGAUGAUCACAUACCUUCCAACCACUCUAUUGAAACAGAUGAAAGUUUUUAUACUGAGUAUAUGCUAGAAUCAAACGAUAUUGUCGAAAUACCUAGUCAGUCGCAAGAGCACGUUGGUGUAACGGAAGAAAUCUUAGGAAACAAAAACGAAACUAUUCUGGACACACCUGAGGAACUUGAAGGCACUGAUCAAAAGUUAAAUCAAACAACCAUAGUGCCAGAGGUAUUCACCAAUGAAAUGGAAGUUUCAGCAAAUACAGACAAAUCAUCCUCAGCGUUAUCCAAACAAGAUAUCAAAGUUACUGAAAUUUUGACUGAUAACAUCUCUUUAAGCUCAUCAUUACAAAAUGAUACCAAUACCAGUGCUCAUGAAAAGUUAUCUGUAGUAAAAUUUGUAAGUAUCUCCACCAACCAUCAACCGAUUGAACGAGCCCACGAAAGAAAUGUCUUGAUAGAAAAAUGUUAUCAAUAUCCAAGAAUAAAAAAUUGUGCUAAACUAACAGAUAUGGAAAUAAAACAUCAAGGUGGUUGGUAUUACAAUCCAACUGAAAUGCAAUGUCAAUAUACAUCUGAUUGUAUUAUAAAUGAUAAUUAUUUCGAAACUAAAAAUGAAUGCUCUGAAACAUGUGAAUACUGGAGAGGUACUGCUCGAUGUCUAGCUCCACCUCAAGCUGGUCAUUUUCACUGUUCCGCUGUGAAUACAGAAAAGACUAUACGACCAAUUCUAAUGGUUUAUUUCGAUAAAGUCUCUGGAAAAUGUCGCUGGUUUACCUAUUAUGGAUGCGGAGGCAGUGCAAACCGUUUUACAUCUAUAGCAGAAUGUGAAGAUACUUGUGGAAAUAAGAUUGCAGAUAAAAUUGUACUUGUGGCCAAUCAGCUUUGUCAAGUGGCUCCAACAACCCAGUUAUUUCCACAAUGGUCAAGAAUAGAAAUGGAUACAUGGAGUGAAAUCGGCCAAGAUGGUCAUUUUUUUUCUAAAGAAAUAUCUGAACCUAUUCUAUUUGACAAUCUUACCUAUAUUGACGCUAUGCGCAUUGAACCGGAAUGCUCAAAUGUCGGUCAGCAUGAAUCACGUUGGUAUCUUGAUGUUGAAACAAAUCAGUGUCAGGAAUUUGCAUAUUCUCAUUGUGGUGGGUCUUCAAAUAACUUUUUAACACGCGCUGAUUGUGAACAAUUUUGUGGGGCUGCAAAACCUGAUAUAUCAACUAUCUGUAAAUUGAAACCUUCAUUUGGCGAAUGUACCGGAUACAAAACUAUGUGGUAUUAUGAUCCCAAUUGGGUAAUGAAUAUGGAUGGACAAGAUCAUUACUUAAUUGGUGGCUGUAGACAGUUCAAUUAUUCUGGUUGUGGUGGAAAUAGUAAUCGAUUUCCAACUCAAGCUGCAUGUGAAUUGACAUGUCAAUUUAAUACAAAGGUUGAACUACAAAUUAAUAUUGAUCCUGUGGAACAACUGGAUAAUGUAACGACACAAUAUGAACCUAAUCGAAAUAAAGAUAAUAAUCAGCCAACGAUAGUAAUCACUGAAUCAAACAAAACUAUACAUAAUAAUUUAGUCAAAAAUAUGAUAAAGCUAACUUUAAUGAAUAUCGAUCUUGAACCCUGUCGGCGACAUCCUGUUUUUGGCUUUUGCCGACCAUUAAAUUGCUCUGAAGAACAUCGACGAAAUCAGACAUGCCACUUUUUAAACUUCCAAAGAUGGUUUUUUAAUGCUCAUACUAGUAAUUGUGAAGCAUACAGUUACAGUGGAUGUGGUGCUUCAGAAAAUACAUUUGACGAUGCUCAAGCUUGUCAGGCGGCAUGUAAAGCUAGAAUUGUCAGGCCUGAUAGGGAUCAACGUUGCGAUUCAAACCCACAUAUCAAAAAAUGUUACACACUAUCAGUAAGUGGUAAUCAACAGGAUGUAUCAAGUGAAAAAGAUGUCAUUGCAUUUCAUUUUAGUAUGUCCAGUGCUACAUGUAAAGCAUUUCAUUUAAAUACAAAACGACCUGGUUGUAGUAUGGAACAAUACUUUCCAAAUGGUUACGAUUGUUUACGAGAAUGUGUCAAAUCUUCACCAAAUGAAAAACAUUUACAAAAUCGCUGUUUUGCUCGGAAAACUCAUGUCAUGUGGAACUGCACAGAUCAAAGUAUUAAAACUUAUCGUUGGUCAUAUCUACCUGAAAUUAACCAAUGUGUACGUUUUUCUGAAUGUACAAAUCCUGAUCAAAUAAUUGAACAACCUGGAAAUAAUUUCGCUUCAAGAAGUGAAUGUGAAACUACUUGUAUGGCAUCUAGUUUUGAAGAAGUUUGUCAACUUCCAAAAGAUCCUGGUCCAUGUACAAGUUUUCAAACUCGUUAUUUUUAUGACAGCAAUACAUCAAAAUGUCGAGUAUUUUUAUACGGAGGUUGUUUAGGCAACUUUAAUCGAUUUCUUUCGCGAAAAGAAUGUGAACUAGCAUGUUCUCAAUUUUCAACACAUAUUUUAAGUACAUCAAAUCAUACGAAAUCACAACAAAGUUUAGUGGAAGAAACAUUAGUUGAUUAUGAUGAAUCUCCACCGUUAAGUGCACAGGUAUUUGAGAAGAUGAAACAAAUUACACAACAUCAUACAGAUCGUUAUCCUUGGGAUAUUUGUUUGGAUAGUCAUAGUUAUGGUACAUGUUCACUAUCCGGUGGUCAAUAUCAAACAACAAGUGAAUACCCUUAUGUACCAUUAACUCGUUAUUAUUAUGAUCGUCGUUUGGGUCACUGUCAACCUUAUACAUAUACCGGUUGUGGUGCCCGUGGAAAUCAUUUUGACACAUUAGAAAAAUGUCAAACAGUGUGCGAGAAUCGUUUGAAAAAUCCAAAGUUUGCUCGCUGCCAUUUUGAUAAACCAAUCACAAAAUGUCCUGGAAGUGGAAUUCAAGCAUGGGCCUAUAACCACACCAUCGGAGAUUGUUAUUUCUUUGAAAUUUGUGAACCAGACGAAAGAGAAGGAGAAUUUCAAAUAUCUCAUAAAAAAUUUUCAUUUCGUUUGAGAAGAACAAGUCAAUGGCUUGGAGUAUGGCAAGCAAGGACUGGAAAUCUACCUGAAGGUGUUUAUGCAACUCGUAGUGCAUGUCAGUAUCAUUGCUUACCAAAACCACCCCGAGGAACAGACACACAAAACGUCUGUCAUAUGAACCCGAUUGUAACAGUACCAUUUGGCUGCAAUGCUAUGGUUACUAGAUGGUAUUUCGAACCUAGAGAAACACAGUGCAGAAGCUAUAUAACUUGUCCACAAUAUGGAAAUAACUUUCCUAGUCAUAAAGCUUGCCAAGAUAUAUGUACACCUGGACAUCCUAUAGAUGUCUGUCGACUUCCAUAUGAUCAUGGUGGAUGUUCAAACUUUGAAAAACGAUGGUACUAUGACAUGCAUAAACGAAUGUGUAUGCCUUUUACAUACGGUGGAUGCUUUGGAAAUUCCAAUCGUUUUGUAACAAAAGCAGAAUGUGAAGGAUUUUGCAUGGGGAAAGAUGUUUGUAGACUACCUUUACAAAAGAAUUCUACCGACACAAGUUACCCUGAAAGAUUCUAUUAUGAUCAUUCUAGAAAACAGUGUCUUCCAUUUCGUUUCACUGGUCUACUGGCGCAUGGCAACAAUUUUCCAUCACUUAGUGCCUGUAAUGCAACAUGUAUUUAUGUACCAGACAUUGAAGUAAUUGCCGAAAAAAUUAUGCUAAGUUCUAAUUUAAAUACUGAUAAAAAAUCGGAAGAAUCAAGCAAAACAUUAGUUCAAGCAUCAUCUAUGGAAAAUCCUACAAAUACGCAGCAAAUGACAGAUGAAAGCACUUCAAUAAAUGUUCAUAGAAUACCAAAUGAUAAUAAAAAUAUCUUGUCGGAAAAAUUUCCAUGUUUACCGUUCAUAACUAGUAGUCAAUAUGAUAAUAUGGAUAGACAAACAUUUUGUAACAAUGAAGAUAUAAUUCAUGAAUUAGGUUAUCGAUUUCAAGUAACAUCAAGUGUUCAAGUAACGGAUGAAAUAAUUGAUGGUAUUUGUGUACCCAUUCUAGUACCUAUUUGUUUAAAUGAACCAAAAAGAUUGUACGGGCAGUUAAAUAUAUAUGAAAGUCAAAUGAUUGGACGUGUCUUUAAAACUGAAGCAGAAUGUGAAGCAACUUGUCUACUUAAAAGUAGAUUUAAAAGAAGUAUUAUUAUAAAGGAAAAGUCAUUUAACACGACUAAAAAUAUACAUCAAUUAUUAAGUACGAUUUUGGACAGAAAAUCUAAAUCAUUAGGUGACUUAAAUGAUUUAGUUUAUCCAACAUUAAACUACAAGAUGAUAACAAACAAGCGAUACAACAAGAUAUUCCAUGCUGUCACACACUUUUUCAGCCAGUCAAAUUUUAAGAAAACUUUGACAUUAGAGGUGUUAGAAAAUGAACAAAUUAAACUCCCAUGUUGGGUCGUAUCUCAAAAGAAACCAUAUGUUCAAUGGAUUCAUAUACUAUCAGGAAAAAGGUAUCCAGUGACAGUUCAUCAUCAUUCUAAAGAUAAAAAUAUUUGGAUAUCACAUUUAUUACUACAAAAUACUAAAAAUCAGUUGCAUACAGGAGGGUGGGUUUGUGAAGCAUCCGAUUUAGAAACUAUAGACUAUGCAAAAGCUACUAUGAUUUUAAAUGUAGUUUCUAUACAACCAAAUAAAAUACUUGCUAUGAGUUCUCAAAAUGCAGUAUCGUUACAUGAUACGAUCUUGGUACCGAAGGAUGGAUUGGUGUUUCUCAGUUGUCCCCAUAAUCAGUAUUUAGGCGAUACUAUAUGGAAGAAAAAUAAAGAAGAGAUUUUUCAGGCAACUUCUGAAUAUCUGUUAAUUGAACAGGCAAAUCCUGAAAUUCACACAGGAAUCUGGAUUUGUGGUAUUAAUUAUGAUAACACUUUUAUUGAACUAUAUAAAUUCAACAUAUCUGUAGGUUAUCCACCAGAACUUCAAAAAACUAACACCAAUUCAUUUGAGGAUAUUUCUCUACAUUCAUUUACCUGUCCAAUAAAUACACAAGGCGAACCGGCAGGAUAUAUUACGUGGUUUGAAUGUGAGCAUAUGAAUAAUUGCUAUCCUUUGAGAACUGAAUUAUAUUCUUCUAUGUUAAAUCAAUCAAAUCUUAUUAUGUGUCGUAUUGGAAAUAUCUGGGGGAUGGAUGAAAUUUAUUUUAAUCUAACUUCUUGAUAGAUAUAUAUCCAUAUAUAUUUAAUUAGUGUAUAUGUGUUAUCUUAUUCAGUCAAUCAAUUUAUUUACAUAUUUAAUCUUUUAAUUGUUUUUCUAAAUAUAUUAUGUUACAUUACAUUUAAAUAAACAAAUUAGAUUACCUCUUUUA
Messenger RNA from Schistosoma intercalatum, 6178 nucleotides. The record is from the annotation of a GenBank genome assembly. NCBI's taxonomy places the organism in Eukaryota, Metazoa, Platyhelminthes, Trematoda, Strigeidida, Schistosomatidae.